Messenger RNA from Pogonomyrmex barbatus (red harvester ant), 1296 nucleotides. RefSeq lists its product as uncharacterized. Lineage: Eukaryota; Metazoa; Arthropoda; Insecta; Hymenoptera; Formicidae. Gene Ontology annotation, molecular function: nucleotide binding; DNA binding; DNA-directed DNA polymerase activity. Gene Ontology annotation, biological process: DNA replication. The record is from RefSeq and is a predicted model, not a curated record.
AUGAGAGUUUUUCGGAAAAACUUUUUGCGCGAAGGAGAAAUAGGAAUCAUUCCUUCGGGUGGAUACAGAUUUAAAGAUAACCAGUCGCGCAAAGGCACGCAAUGGUUAAUUUUGAAGGAGCGUGAGUUAGGUCAUCGGAUAAUUCACGCGGGACGCGGACGCGAGUAUCGUUUAGCGGAAGGCAUGCUCAUCGACGGAUAUUACGAAUGCGAGAAUGAGGGUGAGACGCGGCGUCACGUCUUGCAAUUUCACGGUUGCUUUUUUCACGGAUGCCCGUCUUGCUAUCCAUUAAAUCGUGAUAAAAUGCUCGAAAAUUUUAACGACACAUUUGACGCACGUUACGAACGAACGGUUGCAACGUCUUGGCGAUUACGUCGUCAAGGAUAUAUCCUAACAGAAAAAUGGGAGUGCGUUUUCGACGAAGAAAUGCGCGAGAAUCGAGAGAUGCGAGAAUUUCUCGAAAAGUACCCCAUGGUGCAAAUCCCACCUCUCGACCCUCGCGAUGCAUUUUUCGGCGGACGCACCGACAAUAUCGCGACUCGAUACGAGGUUACGGGCACCGAGAAGAUACGGUACGUAGACGUAUGUUCUCUGUACUCGUAUGUACUCAAGACCGGAGUUUUUCCAAUUGGUCACCCGGAUAUUUAUGUGGGCGAGGAAUGCGCCGAUUUAAUUGGAAUCGCACCAAAUUUUAAUUUUACUCCGGUCGAGGGUCUCGUAUGUUGCCGAGUACUCCCCCCACGUGAUCUCUUCCACCCUGUACUACCGUACCGCGUGCGCGGUAAAUUAUUAUUUGCUCUUUGCCGUACAUGUUGCGAAUCAUUUUCUCGCGACGCGUGCACUCACGACGAUCCUGCAGAGCGUGAGUUCGAGGGCACAUGGGUGUCCUGCGAAUUACGCAAAGCAGUCGAAAAAGGAUAUCUCGUGACGCGGGUAGACGAAAUUUGGCAGUACAAAUCUACGCGUUAUAACCCCGAAACGCGACAGGGAGGGUUGUUUACCGAAUACAUCAACACUUUUUUACAACUGAAACAAGAGGCGAGUGGGUGGCCGAGCGAAUGCAACGACGAUGUUGCUAAAGAAUGCUACCUGAGGGAGUAUGAAGCAACCGAAGGUAUCAUUCUCGAUAAAAACAACAUCGUACGUAAUUCCGGCUUACGCUCCGUCGCCAAACUCUGCCUUAAUUCGUUUUGGGGGAAAUUCGGCCAGUGGAGUAACCUGCCGAAUACAGAAAUAAUAAGAUCCCUUCAGCGUUUCGUCGAAUUGCUGUCGAGUCCUGAACACGAGAUAGUCGGU